GUUAGUGGAGUUGUGCGUGUAUUUCUUGUAACCUAAAACUAAAGAAAAGGUCAACUCCCUCUCUCUCAUUUUCAAAAUAUCCAAUCACUUCAACUGUAAUUUUAUAUUUUCAUUCCAUUUCGCUUACAAAAUCCUCAAGGAUCUACCUAAUCGACGAUCUAACACAAAUCAAUUUUUAAUAAAGCCAGAUCCGUAGUCUAGCACAGUACAAGCGAAGUGGCAAAAGAUCUUCAGUUGUGUUUUGCUUUUCUGAAUCUGAUGCCAUUUUGAAAAACCAAGCACCGGUUUCGUUGAAGCAGUAGCGAUGGAGAGCUAUUUGAAUGAUAAUUUCGAGGUCAAGCCGAAGAACUCAUCGGAGGAAGCGUUACAGAGAUGGAGGAAGUUGUGUUGGGUGGUGAAGAAUCGGAAACGACGUUUUCGUUUCACUGCUAAUCUGUCCAAGCGUUUCGAAGCUCGUGCUAUUCAACGAUCCAAUCUGGAGAGUCUACGAACCUUGAUGCUGGUUUCACAUGCAGCAAUUCAAUUUCUCAAUGGUAUAACUUACAGUGUACCUGAGGAAGUGAAAGCUGCAGGCUUCCAAAUUGGUCCAGACGAAUUAGGAUCAAUAGUUGAAGGCCGAAGCUUGGAGAAGUUAAAAGCUCAUGAUGGAGUUGAAGGAAUUGUGAAAAAGAUUUCCACAUCAACCACCACUGGAAUAUCUACUUCUGAGGAAGUACUUAACAAAAGAAAAGACAUUUAUGGAAUUAAUCAAUUCACAGAAAGCCCAUCAAAGGGCUUCUUGGUUUACAUAUGGGAAGCUCUACAAGAUACAACCCUCAUGAUACUCGGUUUAUGUGCCUUUGUUUCCUUAAUUGUAGGCAUUACAAUGGAAGGGUGGCCAAAGGGUGCUCAUGAUGGUCUUGGGAUUGUAGCAAGUAUACUAUUGGUAGUAUUUGUCACUGCUACAAGUGACUAUAGGCAAUCUUUACAGUUCAAAGAUUUAGAUAAAGAGAAAAAGAAGAUUACAAUUCAAGUUACAAGAAACGAAUGCAGACAAAAGAUCUCAAUAUACGAUCUUCUUGUUGGUGAUAUUGUGCACCUUGCUGUAGGUGAUCAAGUCCCAGCUGAUGGACUUUUUGUUUCUGGAUUUUCACUACUGAUAGAUGAAUCAAGUUUAACAGGUGAAAGUGAUCCAAGAACUGUAACAGUUGAAAACCCGUUUCUUUUAUCUGGAACUAAAGUUCAAAACGGAUCAUGUAAAAUGGUUGUUACCACUGUUGGAAUGAGAACCCAAUGGGGGAAACUAAUGGCAACAUUAAGUGAAGGUGGAGAUGAUGAGACUCCAUUACAGGUUAAACUUAAUGGAGUAGCCACAAUUAUAGGGAAGAUUGGACUCUUUUUUGCUGUUAUUACUUUUGCAGUUUUGGUUCAAGGAUUGUUUGUAAGAAAGAUGGAGGAAGGAUCCCAUUGGACUUGGAAUGGCGAAAAUGCCCUUGAGAUGUUGGAGUAUUUUGCUAUAGCAGUCACCAUUGUGGUUGUUGCAGUUCCCGAAGGACUACCCUUAGCUGUGACAUUAAGUCUUGCAUUUGCCAUGAAAAAGAUGAUGAAUGAUCGUGCCCUUGUUCGUCAUUUGGCAGCUUGUGAAACCAUGGGAUCUGCUACUAAUAUCUGCAGUGAUAAAACUGGAACCUUGACUACAAACCACAUGACACUUGUGAAAGCUUGGAUUUGUGGAGAAAUAAGAGAAGUGAACCAUGGGGUGUCAACUUUUUGUUCCACAAUUUCCGAUUCUGCCCUCGGGUUACUAGUCGAGUCGAUUUUCAACAAUACAGGAGGGGAAGUGGUGAAGACUGAAAACAACAAGACUGAAAUUCUCGGAACACCUACCGAAACUGCCCUUUUGGAAUUCGGCCUCAUGCUUAAAGAAAAACAAGUGGAGCUUGAAAAGUCAAAGCUGGUCAAAGUGGAACCGUUUAACUCUGAAAAGAAGCGUAUGGCUGUGGUUUUGGAACUCCCUAGAGGGUAUUUUCGGGCACAUUGUAAAGGUGCUUCUGAAAUAAUCUUGAGAGCAUGUGAUAAGGUUUUGAAUGGGAAUGGUGAAGUGGUUCCUCUUGAUGAAGAAUUAAACAAUCAUUUAAAGGAAACAAUUGAAGUAUUGGCGAAUGAAGCUCUUAGAACUCUUUGCCUUUGUUAUAAGGAAUUGGGAAAUGAAUUCCAUUCCAAAGAUGAGAUUCCAUUUGAGGGGUAUACUUUGAUUGGGAUUGUGGGAAUUAAGGAUCCUGUUCGUCCAGGUGUGAAGGAAUCUGUUGCAAUCUGUCGAUCCGCAGGGAUUACUGUGCGUAUGGUUACAGGUGAUAAUAUCAACACAGCAAAGGCAAUUGCUAGAGAAUGUGGGAUAUUGACUGAUGAUGGAUUAGCCAUUGAAGGUCCAGAUUUCCGUGAAAUGGGUGAAGAGGAGUUGCUUAAAAUUAUUCCUAAAAUUCAGGUGAUGGCUAGAUCUUCACCAAUGGAUAAGCAUACACUUGUGAAGCACUUAAGAACCACAUUUCAAGAAGUGGUUGCUGUCACAGGAGAUGGCACAAACGAUGCUCCAGCUCUUCAUGAAGCAGAUAUUGGUCUUGCUAUGGGAAUCGCAGGGACAGAGGUGGCGAAAGAGAGUGCUGAUGUCAUCAUUUUGGAUGAUAAUUUCUCUACAAUUGUGACUGUCGCGAAAUGGGGUCGCUCUGUUUAUGUCAACAUUCAGAAGUUUGUUCAGUUUCAGCUGACUGUCAAUGUUGUUGCCCUAAUUGUCAACUUUUCUUCUGCCUGUCUCACAGGAAGUGCACCUCUGACAGCUGUCCAGCUACUAUGGGUGAACAUGAUAAUGGACACAUUAGGAGCACUUGCAUUAGCCACAGAACCACCAAACGAUGAGUUAAUGAAACGAUCACCAGUUGGAAGAAAAGGCAAUUUUAUAACAAACGUCAUGUGGAGAAACAUCAUGGGACAAUCCUUGUACCAAUUCAUCGUAAUUUGGUUCCUUCAAUCACAAGGAAAAACUGCCUUCAACCUCAACGACUCUGACUCCGACUCCAACUCCGAUUUACUUCUCAACACGCUCAUCUUCAACACCUUCGUCUUCUGUCAGGUGUUUAAUGAGAUAAGCUCUAGAGAGAUGGAGAAGAUAGACGUGUUGAAAGGGAUACUGAAAAACUAUGUUUUUCUGGCUGUUUUGACUGCGACUGUUGUAUUUCAAAUCAUUAUUAUCGAGUUUUUGGGUACUUUUGCAAACACGACUCCUCUUAGUCUUCAUCAGUGGUUUGCAAGUGUUGCUAUUGGUUUUCUGGGUAUGCCGAUUGCUGCUGUCGUCAAGAUGAUACCUGUUGGAUCAAGAUAGGAAAAUGACUGUUUUGCCCCUUGUGGUGUGUAGGAUAUUCUCAUACGACUCAAAAAUUGAAGGGCUAUUAAGAAUACAAAUUUUGUAAGAAUUGUUGUCGUUUUAUGGACUAUGUUUGGUAACUAAAAGUAGAAGAAUGUUCAUUGAAUUUAUCACUUUUUUCUUUUGUAAUUUGACAUGUCGGAUAUUAUUAUAAUUCAGUGUUUUUCAAUGCUUUUA
Lactuca sativa (garden lettuce) is the source of this 3574-nucleotide messenger RNA. Lineage: Eukaryota; Viridiplantae; Streptophyta; Magnoliopsida; Asterales; Asteraceae. The record is from RefSeq and is a predicted model, not a curated record.